AAGCACAAAACCACUCCCAACUCUCAUCCUCUCACGUGAUUUGGACUCCAUCGACGCAAAGCAGAAAACAACGGCAACGGCAUCUAUUUUCCUUCUCGUUUCAGUCUGAAACUUGGUCGCUAUGUAUGCCCUUGGUCGCAGUCUGAAACUUCUGUGUUGGAACCAUUAGAAGGCCGCCGGAAAAAAGACCGCCCCAUCCGGAAGAGAUCGGAAAUAAAGCUUCGGCUUUGAUGAAAAUUGGCAACUUGCAGGUAUGGGCAGGAUAGUCUUCAAAGCUUCUGAGCACCAUUCAAAGCUUCUGAAAUAAUGCUUCCGCUUUGAUGAAACUUCAUAAAGCUUUUGAGCACCAUUCAUAUUCCAUACCAUAAAUCUUGAAAUGUCUUACACAAGAAUCCACACGAAUUUAAGGGGGUGUUCUCAAUCGGGAUUUCAUAAGAUUUUAAAUGAUUGAGAUUUUAAAGGAAUUGUAUGGAAUUGAAUAGAAUUUUUUAGAUUCCGUGGAAUCUGAAAUCCAUCGACGCGCAGGUUCAUUCGUUCCCAAACCCACGAAGCUCCAAUUUCUUUUUCAGUGUUUGCCAGCUUCGCAGAUUGCUUGCCUCCACCGUGACCUAAAACUUCGCCGCCACAGGUCCAUUGUGGUCUGUCGCUCGUAAGGUGAGUGCCGCUUCUGACCUUUCGUAGCCGAAGAAGGAGAGUAGAUGUGGGCGACAACUUGUUCUGGGAGAAAUGGGAGGCUCCAAGCACAUGUUCAGUUUUCUCUUCACAGUCAACAAUGACUCCCCCACCAUUUGUCUAACUCAGACUGUCUUUUGCAUCUUCUUCACUUAGAACCAAAUGCUUUGGGCCUCUGUUUAACGGAGUAAAGCAGAGUUCUUUAAAGUUGAGUUCUAAGCGACGAUCCUGCCAGGUCCAGUGAGGCAGCACACAGAGACACAACUUUUUCCAAAAUACAGCACUGUAACACGCCAUCACCCUAGAUCUCGCCCAGCAUGCAGCCACGGCAGCACCUUUGACGGAUUGACCUGAUUAGUUCAGUUAACGGAUCUCAAAGUGUACACUGCCUUUAUCAGAUUGGUUUUGCUGCAUCUGGGACUACAUUGAAGUUCCGAUAUGGAGAAGAGUAGUAGUGGUAAAAAAACCAACAUUCAGCUUCUAGAAAACAUGUGUUAUUUCAUUAGAAGGUGCAUCAUCUCACUACUUUCUGCCGGCCCUGUUCCAACUCAUAUUGCAUUUAUAAUGGAUGGCAAUCGAAGAUACGCGAAGAAACAGAAUUUGGAAGAGGGACAUGGGCAUAGGGCUGGGUUUGCUGCUCUUAUAAACUUGUUAAAAUAUUGUUAUGAGUUUGGUGUGAAGUACAUAACUGUUUAUGCCUUUAGUAUUGAUAACUUUAAGAGGCGCCCCGAAGAAGUUGGAUCCCUUAUGCUCUUGAUGCAGGAAAAAAUUGAAGAGUUGAUUAAAGAGGAGAGCGUAGUCAACAGUUAUGGAGUUCGACUGUACUUCAAAGGGAACCUAGACCUUUUGAGUGACUCUGUUAGGUCAUCAGCAGAGAGGGCAAUGGUUGCAACUUCGGGUAACUCAAAAACCAUCCUAUCGAUCUGUGUUGCCUAUACAUCAACGGAUGAGAUAGUGCAUGCAGUUGAACUAUCAUGUGAAGAAAAAUGGCAGAGUUCAGAUAUGUAUCGACACGUGAAUGGAAAUGGUAAAAACGAGAACCUCAUUAUUGGGGUGACAGAUAUUAAUAGGCAUAUGUAUAUGGCUGGUGUUCCUGAUCCUAAUAUUAUAAUACGUACCUCUGGCGAAACUCGAUUGAGUAAUUUUCUACUAUGGCAGAGUUCAAAAUGUCUUCUUUACUCUCCAGAAUCGCUUUGGCCAGAGAUGGGUUUCAGGCAUUUGGUUUGGGCAAUUGUGAAUUUCCAAAGAUAUGCCGUCUACCUUAAAGGGGCAAAAGAGAAAGAAACAUGAUUCUGUUGAGGGUGGCUUUUUCAUUUUGGGGUUAUAGUCAUCUUUGUGAAUUGAUUGGCCUUCUUUCUUAUUCUUAAAAACUCUUCUUUGAAUUGAAUUCACCCGUAAUUGCUAGAAAAAUGUGUUCUAUUUCUCCAUUGUAUUCGGCUGUUUAUUUGGUAAAUCCGGACACUGUAAAUUGUAAAAUAUGAAUAAAUCUUCUGGCUGAUGAUAUUUGUGAUUUUGUGGGGA
Cuscuta epithymum is the source of this 2193-nucleotide messenger RNA. NCBI's taxonomy places the organism in Eukaryota, Viridiplantae, Streptophyta, Magnoliopsida, Solanales, Convolvulaceae. The record is from the annotation of a GenBank genome assembly.